Ipomoea nil (Japanese morning glory) is the source of this 2781-nucleotide messenger RNA. RefSeq names its product disease resistance protein RPM1-like. The record is from RefSeq and is a predicted model, not a curated record. NCBI's taxonomy places the organism in Eukaryota, Viridiplantae, Streptophyta, Magnoliopsida, Solanales, Convolvulaceae. The transcript has a single exon. Gene Ontology annotation, biological process: defense response to other organism. Gene Ontology annotation, molecular function: ADP binding. The coding region runs from base 1 to 2781 and encodes 926 amino acids.
AUGGCUUCUACUGUAGUUAAUGCUCUGGUUGAAAAGCUGAAGGAACCAGCUUACCAAGAAUUUAUAUUCCAGUGGAGAAUCAAAGCUGAGACAGAAAAAAUCACAACUCGGCUAGAAAAUAUGAAAGGCUAUGUUGAGCAUUUGGGUUGGGGGAAACAGGAAACCAAGAUAGCAGAGAAUUGGGUGAAUCAGUUGAGGGAGACCUCACUUGAACUCGAGGACUUGGUUGAGGAGUUCAUGGUGGAUAUGAAGCUCCUUGAGCUCAAUACUCCACCCUGCAAUUUCUGUCAACCCAAGUCCCUCAUCGCCACUAUUCAGAGCUUUGCCAAGAGGGUGAUGAUCCAGUAUCGCUUCCAUCAGCAGCUAAAAGAGAUGGAUGAGAAGCUGCUUCUUCUAGAAGAAGAGAAGUCAAAGUACAAAAUAGAAGUUAAGACAAAUGAAGGAAGCAGCAGCAGCAGCAGCAAUGAGUUAGUAGGAAGUGGGAGUGGAUAUAUGGAGGGGAUAGAAGCAGUGGGGAUCGACAUGGAAGUCGACCGGAUAGCACAACUGAUUGAGAAGCGUAGUGGUCAAGUGAAGUUGAUCACGAUUUGGGGAACUGGAGGUUGUGGGAAAACUACUUUGGCCAAGCAAGUUCAUGAAAGUGUCAAGAUGGAUCGCACAAUUGAUUGUUGUUUGUGGGUUGAUGUGAAUCACUCCUCAGAUAUUGAACAUGUUCUGAGGACAACAAUCAAUGUGUUGUAUAGAAGUGUUGGAACCAAGCCUCCUGCAGAACUCGAGAAAGCAGAUAGAAAUUCUCUUCAACAACACAUUCUUGAUUACUUAGAAGGAAAGAGGUAUGUUGUAUUUUUUGAUGAUGUUUGGGAUCAUACUCUCUUGGCUAAAAUAAAACUUCCGGGCAAUCGUGCAUCUUCAAUUAUUGUCACUAGCCGUGACAAAAAUAUAGCCAAUGGGUCUUUUCUUGUGGCUGCACCUCAUUAUGUUGAGGUGAAGCCGUUAGAAUUUGAUUUGGCAUGCACCCUUUUCUGCAAAUUGGCUUUUUAUUGUGAUAAUGGUGGUAGCACUAGCAGCUGGCCUAAUGGGCUUGAAGAACCUGGAAAAGCAUUGGUUAAGAAAUGCUCAGGUUUACCCGUUGCAAUUCUUGCAAUGGCUCGGUUGAUGUCCACAAAAGGUGAUGAUCCAUCAAAAUGGAGGGAUGCUCUCAAAAGCCUUGACUACUACUCACACGAAUUUGAAUCUGAAGCAGGUGGCAGUCUAGCAUCUCUCAACAGAGCCUUGUUGUUGAGUUAUUAUGAACUGCCAACUCACCUCAAGUCAUGUUUCUUAUACUGUGCAAUGCUUCCCAAAUCAUAUGGCCGCAUUCGUGCCCAAAGGUUGAUCCGCAUAUGCAUUGCGGAGGGGUUUAUCAAUGAUGAUCCCCAUCCCCAUAGUGGCAGAACACUAGAGCACAUAGCAAGGGAUUACUUCCUUCAGCUCAAAAAUAGAAGCUUGCUUCAGAUCAUUCCCAAUGAGUAUAAUGGUAAAGAGUUGGGAAGAAUCGAAAUUCACGACCUUUACCGUGAUGUGGCGUGUGAGGUGAUUAGAAGGGAAAUGUUUACUGAAAUCAUCAAAUUGGAGGAAAGUAGCAAACUUGAGUGGAAGCAAAGGCGUAGUUUGAUCAUCGUGGAAGGGGAGCAAAAGGUUCAGCUUGACAAUUGCUACGAAAACAUGAAGAAGCUACGUACACUCAUCAUCAACAACUGUGAAGGGAUUGCUCUGAAUUCAUUCCCUCAAAUGUUCCAAAACAUGAAGUUGCUCAGAGUUUUGGUGUUGGAAUGGUUACCUGAGGGUAUGAAGGAGCUACCCAAUGAGGUUGGGGAUCUAAUUCAUCUUACCUACUUAGAUCUGUCCGGUUGUGAUAUGAUGAGACAUCUUCCUGAUUCGUUGGGAAGAUUGCACAAUCUACAGACAUUGGAUUUAAGAGGUACUCUUGUAAAUAGUUUGCCUAAAUGUGUGUCGGAGCUUAAGCAGCUGAGACAUCUCUUUGGAAGCUAUGGAAUACAAGUGGCAGAUAUAGUAUUCCAAUUUUCUCAGCUUCAAACAUUAUCUGGCAUACUGAUUAAUACCAUCCAAGCAAGAGAAUUAGUUAACAUCCCACAACUCACUAAGUUGAAUAUUAUUUUCAACGAAGGGGAGGAAUGCUGGAGAGCAAUUUGUGAUUCUGUCAAAAAAAUGACAAAUCUUCACUCUCUAUUUAUUGAUUGUGAAAGUGGUGAAUUACAAGAAUUUAUAAAUUUCUCGCCACCCCUUUCUCUCGGGAAGCUUCAACUCUUUGGGUUUGGGAAAUUGGUAAAUUUUAUUAGCACUCCUAAUUAUCUUCGCGUAAUUUUUAUACAUAUGUGUGAUGUAGAUGAGGAUUUCUUCUAUAGUUUGGAGAAACUGCCAAGCUUAUUGGAUCUCUACAUUAAGAAUUAUAGUGGAGACCAAUUAUUGUGUAGUGAAGGGAGCUUUCCAAAACUCAAGAAGUUAGCCAUAAAUUGCCCAGAGCUUACCAAGUGGGAAAUAGGAAAAGGAGCUAUGGCAUGUCUUGAGUUACUAUCUAUGCUGGACUGCAAAUGUCUAGAAAUGCUUCCAGAAGGCUUGAGAGAAGUUGAGCAUUUGAAAAAAUUGCAUCUAGUAGGCCUAUCUCAACAACUUGUUCAAAGGAUAAGUGUUGAAGGAUCAGAUCGAUGGAAGAUUGAACAUAUAUUAAGAGUUAUUAUUCAACACAAUAAUUAUGGUGAAAAGCCUACUCUAUUAAAAUAA